UAGUGAUGGCGCAAGAGAUUAUGCAAACAUAGAGAAAACUAAAAGAAAAUUCCGGAUCCUUAAAAAAAAAAAAAAAAAUUCCAGCCAGCCCGGCUCAACUGCAACUAUAAAAUCCAGCAGGUGCCAGAUUGGUGGAAAUACCAAUGCCGUCGUCUUUUCUUUGAGAUCCUAUUCUGAAGAGCUAGUCACUUGCUUGGUUCAGUUGAUCCAAGAGAAGAAAAAAAAAGAAAAUGUCAGGACCUCAGUGCUGCUCUAACCCACCAAUUCUGAACCCAGCCAGCGGAGCAGGCCACGUUGAGAAAGUAGGCGGCCUCAACUCCUAUGUCACUGGCCCUUCUGACUCCAAGUCCGCUAUUCUUCUUGUCUCUGACGUUUUUGGAUAUGAAGCUCCAAACUUGAGGAAGUUAGCUGACAAGAUUGCAGCUGCUGGAUUCUAUGUUGUAGUUCCUGACUUCUUCAAUGGAGAUCCUUAUUCCCCUGAUAAUGCCGAGAGAACCAUACAAGUUUGGUUAAAGGAUCAUGGACCGGAUAAGGGAUUGGAAGAUGCCAAACCUGUUGUUCAAGCUAUAAAGAGCAAAGGUGUAUCUGCAAUUGGAGCUGCAGGCUUUUGUUGGGGUGCCAAGGUGGUGGUUCAACUAGCUAAACAUGAGUUUAUCCAAGCUGCUGUGCUGUUGCAUCCUUCACUUGUCACGGUAGAUGAUAUCAAGGCGGUUGAGGUUCCUAUUGCAAUAUUAGGAGCUGAGAUUGACCAAACUUCCCCACCAGCACUUGUGAAAAAGUUUGAAGAGGUCCUAACUGCUAAAUCUGAGGUUGACUGCCAUGUGAAGAUAUUUCCCAAUGUCGCUCAUGGGUGGACAGUGAGAUAUGAUGUUGAAGAUGAAACUGCUGUGAAAAGCGCAGCGGAGGCCCAUGGAAACUUGUUGGAGUGGUUCACCAAGCAUGUUAAGUGAAACAAUAAAGACCAGUUAUAUUAUGUAGAACUGCUAGGCUAUUUAUCUUGGCAGUUAGAAAAGUACUGCAGUAUACGAUGCAUGUACAAUAAAAGGAUGAAUGUUUUUAUGGUGAUAAAUUAUGAGGAGGAAGAAAUUUGGACAA
Molecule: messenger RNA, 1095 nt
Organism: Hevea brasiliensis (rubber tree)
Lineage: Eukaryota; Viridiplantae; Streptophyta; Magnoliopsida; Malpighiales; Euphorbiaceae
Product: endo-1,3;1,4-beta-D-glucanase
Exons: 7
Coding region: 231-950 (239 amino acids)
Molecular function (GO): hydrolase activity
Source: RefSeq, a predicted model, not a curated record